This is a messenger RNA of Penicillium expansum, 312 nucleotides long. RefSeq lists its product as uncharacterized. NCBI's taxonomy places the organism in Eukaryota, Fungi, Ascomycota, Eurotiomycetes, Eurotiales, Aspergillaceae. Bases 1 to 312 code for a protein of 103 amino acids. The transcript is spliced from 3 exons. The record is from RefSeq and is a predicted model, not a curated record.
AUGAAGUCCAUUUCCAUUGUUGUCGCAGCUCUUGCUGUUGGUGCUUUCGCAGACCUCCACACUCAAGGUGUUUGCAUCGACAAACCUGCCAAGGGAGUUGAGGUUUACAAUCAGGCGGCCACUGAGCAGGCAUGCACUGCCUAUAAGAACCGAAACACUGGUAACAAGCAGUGGGAUAAAUGCCCCGACUGUACGCUUAAGAACGAGCAGGACCUGCUAUACUACUGCGAGUCCCAGGGUUGGCACAUUGGAGGUGAUGAGUUACACUAUUACUGCACUCAACAUGGUGCCUCGGACAGUAUUGCUUGGUGA